AAGAGGAGGAGAAGGAAAAGGAGUAAAAAGAGGAGGAGGAGGAGGAGGAGGAGGAGGAGGAGGAAAAGGAGGAGGAAAAGGCGGAGGAGGAGAAAGCGGCGGAGGCGCUGCCGGCCCCGCGCUCCGGGCGCGCUCCCAGCGGGUCGGGCCCGGGGGGCGACACAGGCACCGAGAGCGGCACCGAGAGCGGCUCCGGACACCGAGAGCGGCUCCGGACACCGAGAGCGGCACCGGGCACCGAGAGCGGCCCCGGGUACCGAGAGCGGCUCCGGGCACCGAAAGUCGCCCCGGGCACCGAGAGCGGCUCCGGGCACCGAGCGUGGCCCCGGGCGGAGCGGCGGCGAUGCCGGCGGGGCUGGGGCGGCGAGGGCCGCUCCGGGCCGGGCCGCUGCUGCUGCUGCUGCUGCUGCUGCUGGAGCCGGAGCUGCUGCUGGAGCUGGCGGGCGCGCAGGAGCCCUGGCGGCAGCUGAUCCAGUGGGAGAACAACGGGCGCCUCUUCAGCCUCCUCAACAGCGGCGCCGAGUUCGUGCCCGCCGGGCAGGAGCGGCCCGCGGGCAACCGGCUGUGGCUAGCGGGGCCGGCGGCUGGGCCAGCGGGCAGCGUGCGCCGCCAGGCCUCGGGGACAGUGCGGGGACAAGCGCGACAUCCUUUCGGCUUCGGGCAGGUGCCGCCCAACUGGCGGGACGGCCCCAGGGGCGACAGCGGCGGGGGACAGCGGCGACAGGCGGGGAGGGGCCGGCAGGGCACGGGCGGGGUGGCCGCGGCGGCCUUCGCGGUGGCCUCGGCGGGACAAACGCACGCCGGUGUCGCCGCGGGGGUGGCACCGCACGAGGGGGUCCUGGUGUCGCGGGGCACAGGGACGGGGAUGGGCAUGGGGAUGGGGAUGGGAACUGGGAUGGACACGGGAAUGGGGGCAGGAAUGGGGAUGGGGACAGGGAUGGAAACAGCGAUGGGGAACGGGAUGGGGACAAGGACAGGGAUGGGGACAGGGACAGGGAUGGGAACAGCGAUUGAGAAUGGGAUGGGGAAUGGGAUGGAGACAGGGACAGGGAUGGGGAACAGGAUGGGGACGGGGAUGACGUUCCCGCUCCAACCCCACGCGCUCGCCGAGGAUUUCGGGGAUGAGGCCAAUCCCUACGGAGCCGCCGGCUUCCCGCUGGAUCGCCGCUAUUCCCACAGUUUGUACCACGACGCCGAGCCGCAAACCGGGAUGGCCUCCACGGAAAACCUGGGCUUCGGGGCGCAAUUCCCACCCCACCAGCGGCAGCCGCCGUUCCGGGCGGCUGAAUCCUUCGGGAUUGCCCAUCCCGAGCCCUUUGUUCCCGGCCGGAGCCCCGAAAUUCUGCAGGCGGUUCCCGACAGCCAAGCCCGGCUGAGCGUGGGCAGCGUCUACAGGCCCAGCCUCGGAGCGCGGGGUCUCCCGGAUCUGAUCCCAGAUCCCAACUAUGUCCAGGCCUCCACCUACGUGCAGAGGGCUCACCUGUACUCGCUGCGCUGCGCCGCCGAGGAGAAGUGCCUGGCCAGCACGGCGUACGCGGCCGAGGCCACCGACUACGACGUGCGGGUGCUGCUGCGCUUCCCGCAGCGCGUCAAGAACCAGGGCACGGCCGACUUCCUGCCCAGCCAGCCCCGACACAGCUGGCAGUGGCACAGCUGCCACCAGCACUACCACAGCAUGGCGGAGUUCAGCCACUACGACCUGCUGGACGUCACCUCGGGGCGCCGCGUGGCCGAGGGACACAAGGCCAGCUUCUGCCUGGAGGACACCACCUGCGACUUCGGCCACCUCAAGCGCUACGCCUGCACCGCCCACACCCAGGGUCUCAGCCCAGGCUGUUACGACACCUACAACGCUGACAUCGACUGCCAGUGGAUUGACAUCACCGACGUUCCGCCCGGGAAUUACAUCCUCAAGGUCCAGGUCAAUCCCAAAUAUUUGGUGCUGGAAUCAGAUUUCACCAACAACGUCGUGCGCUGCCACAUCCACUACACCGGGCGCUUCGUCUCCGCCUCCAACUGCCGCAUUUCCCAAUCCUGAUGGCCGCUGAAUCCCAGGAAUGCCGCCCGUCCCCUUUCCCGGGAAGCUCCUGGGGUGGCUCCAACGUGUUCCCAAAAUUCCCCCUUUUCCCAAUAAAAAGCGGGGAAGCCACAAGGACUUUUCAGAAUCUUUUUUAAUCCCAAAUUUCCUGUUAUUCCUGGUUUUUUCCCCCAUUUCUCGAGGGAAUCCAAGGCUGGAAUAAAAGCAGGGACACUCCACUCCCUCCAGGGAUCCAUAAAAUCCUCCUGAUCCUCAAAAUCCUUGGGGAUUUUUGGGAAUGUCCCCCGAGCAGGGAAAAGAAACAGCUCCAGGAAUUUGGGGAGGGAAAUCCCAUUGCUUUUUAGGGAAUUCUUCUGUUUUCCCACCUUUUCCAAACCCAGAGCGACCAGAAGUUGGGAAUUUUUGGGAAUUUUUGGGCUGGGAAUGGGGUCGGUGGGAAUGGAAAGAGGAGAC
Molecule: messenger RNA, 2491 nt
Organism: Poecile atricapillus (Black-capped chickadee)
Lineage: Eukaryota; Metazoa; Chordata; Aves; Passeriformes; Paridae
Gene: LOXL1
Product: lysyl oxidase like 1
Exons: 7
Coding region: 344-2038 (564 amino acids)
Biological process (GO): peptidyl-lysine oxidation
Molecular function (GO): copper ion binding; protein-lysine 6-oxidase activity
Source: RefSeq, a predicted model, not a curated record